This is a messenger RNA of Protobothrops mucrosquamatus (brown spotted pit viper), 768 nucleotides long. It is a transcript of the gene CPLANE2, whose product is annotated as ciliogenesis and planar polarity effector 2. Bases 1 to 768 code for a protein of 255 amino acids. Lineage: Eukaryota; Metazoa; Chordata; Lepidosauria; Squamata; Viperidae. The transcript is spliced from 5 exons. Gene Ontology annotation, molecular function: GTP binding; GTPase activity. The record is from RefSeq and is a predicted model, not a curated record.
AUGACGGUCCGCCCGGGAUCCGUGGUGGACGCGGACUGGGCCGGCACGGAGGAAGGCAGAGCUUACAUGGGCGCGCUGCUGCGCCGGAGGCAGCGCCGGAGCUUCGGGCUGCUGGAGAGGCCGGUGCUGGCUCCGCACGCCGCUGCCGACGUAGCCGGCUACAAGGUCUUCGUCUCCGGCAAGAGCGGCGUGGGCAAAAGCGCGCUGGUGGCCAAGCUGGCCGGGCUGCAGGCGCCCCUGGGGCAUCACGAGACCACAGGGAUCCAGACCAGCCUGGUCUACUGGCCAGCCAAGCUGCGGGACAGCGGCAGGGUGCUCUUCUUCAAGUUCUCCUUCUGGGACUGUGGCGAGGCCUUGCUGAGAAAGUUUGACCACAUUUUACCCGCCUGCAGAGAGAAAGCGGACGCCAUACUCUUCUUGUUCUCCUUCACGGAUCGGGCCUCCUUUCUCGACCUCCCUCAGCAAAUCUCUCGCGUGACAGACGGGUCCAGGGAUGUGGUCCGGAUGGUCGUGGGCACCAAGUUCGACCAGUUUGCCCACACGGAUGUGACGGAAUCGGACAUGGCGGCUUUCUCCCGCACCUGGGGUUUGCCGAUCUUACGGACAAAGAGUGUCGGCGAGCGGCACUCGGACGGAUACGCCGGCCUGGUCGAGGUGGCCCAUCUCUUGAACAGCCUCGCAGAGCAUCUCUGGAGGCAGGACCAGGUGGCUGCCGGCCUGGUCCCCCGAGGGGCGAGCCCUGCCGUCCCGGAAGCGCUGGCUCCAUGA